AUCUUAUCCUCUUCCAAAUUAGAACCGUGAACCAUAGGAAAGCAAUAACAAGGUAAGAACUCCAUGAUUUAGCCACUUUUAGGUCUUGAUUUCUUCACAAAACUUCAAGCUAGUGACCUAAGGAACCUAACCUACCAACUUGCUCAUCCUUAGGAGCUGUAUAUGAAGAGUUAUCCCUCCAUAUGUUCAGCGACCAGCAGCUGCCCUCUUGGUGAAAUGAAGUGUUUUCAUGUCCUUUUGAUGAGAAAUUGAACAAUUAGCUUCCUAGAAGUGUUGUAAGGUUCAAGAACAAGUUUUAGAAGCAUUGGAUUAAAUCCGUGAAAUUCAAGUAAGCAUUGGAUUUGAGCUUUUUACAGGAGUAACAAAUAAUGGAGAUGAAGAAAGAGGUUACCGUAACAAGGUCUCAAAACAAAGCGAGGCUUGCCAUUUUGGAAAUAGCACACAUGAUGAGUGUCCCAAUGUCUCUCGUUGCCGUCAUCAAAAUGAAGGUUCCCGACACCAUAUGGCAAGACGGUUCUAACACUCCCCUCUCUGCCGCCCAGAUUAUCGACCGCAUUCGCCCUCACGGAGGCGCUGAUGCUGAGAACCUCCAGCGCAUCCUCCGCUUGCUCACCAGUUAUGACAUUUUUGCCGAGCACUUGAGCAGCACCGGCGAAAGAAAAUACUUCCUCACCAACGUCGGCAAAACUCUUGUUGCCGAUGACGAAGGUCUAUCCUACGCGCCUUACAUGCUCCAGCACCAUCAGGAUGCGUUGAUGCGAGCUUGGCCGUUGGUGGAGGAGGCAGUGGAGGAUCCAACGGUGGAGCCAUUCGCGAAGGUGAACGGAGAAUCAGCAUUACCAUAUUACAUGAAGCAGCCAGAUAUAGCGGAUUUGUAUCAUAAGGGCUUAUAUGGGAUGUCCGUACCCUUCAUGAGGGAUAUGUUGGAGCUCUACGAUGGCUUCCAAGGAGUGAAGACACUAGUUGACGUUGGUGGCAAUUCUGGCGUGUCUCUACGCAUGAUAAUGGAGAAACACCCAAAUAUACUUCAGGGCAUCAACUAUGAUCUUCCCGAUAUGGUGGCUCUUGCACCACAGUUUCCAGGUAUAACCCAUGUCGGUGGAGAUGCGUUUGAAUCUGUCCCUCCUGGGGAUGCUAUCUUCAUGAAGUGGGUAUUUUCAGGAUGGACAGAUGAAGAAUGCAAGCAGGUCUUGGAGAAUUGUUAUAAGGCACUUUCAGUUGACGGAAAAUUGAUUGUUUGCGAGCCGGUGGCGCCAGAGUUAACCGAUGAGAGUCAAAGAACACGAGCAUUGCUUGCGGGUGACAUAUUCGUAAUGACAAUUACUAAGGGGAAGCACAGGACUGAACAACAAUUUAAACACCUCGCCAUUUCUGCUGGUUUUUCUCAUUUCUGUGCCUUCUAUCUUGAUUCUUAUUUUGCUGUACUUGAGUUUCAUAAAUAAGUAGGCUUUAAUUUGAAGUAUGGUGAUAUGAACUGGGGAAAAAUAAUUAGGAACAGUACUGAGACACUAAUGGAGAUUGUUCCUUAUUAAUAAAUAUUCCUCAUAAGUUUAAAAUAUGGCUCCUUAUUACUUCUGCUUUUAUAUUGCAGUGUUGUAAUGAUAGUCGCAAUAGCAAUACGACCUCAACUUCCAUUUAAAUUAUUUAACAUUAAUUUUAUUUAAGUAAAGAAAAUUAAACAAAUUUGACGGUUUAGUUUUUUUUUUUUUAGUUAAUAUAUAUUUUCAUUAAUGAUUACAAAAAGUAUAAUAUUAUUUUUACUUUGUUUUCUAUUUUUAAGAAUUUGCGAAGAUAAUAUUGAAAAGAGAAAAAAACAAAAAUUGGUUUCACCAUUUCACUCGCCACAUGUUGAAAACACCAAACAGUGUGAAAGUAAGGUACCAUUUUUGUAAUUCUAAACAAUAAAAAUAUAUCAAUUGAAAAUAAAAGAAAAAAACAAGCCAAAAGCAACUUCAAUAUUUAUAAGUAUUUUAUACUUGCAAUUUAAUCCAACUAGGGAGGAGAGAUUAUGAUGAUCUGGGCAUCCCUCUUUGAUCAAGUGUAUGACAGUUUCUGAGUCUCCUUCCAACUAGACCUAUGGAAGUGUUAGCUAUAAAUUAUGAUUAUUUUAAUGGCUUUAUUUUUACAAUAUUUGAGUUGAAGGCUGAAUAUAAGUGCAUGGUAAUGGGCCAAAUGAGUACCAAUCAGCCCAAUAAGGUAAAAGAGAGAGAAAGAGAUAAUUUGAUAAUUUACUAUUCU
Messenger RNA from Gastrolobium bilobum, 2238 nucleotides. RefSeq names its product nicotinate N-methyltransferase 1-like. The coding region runs from base 369 to 1442 and encodes 357 amino acids. The transcript has 6 exons. NCBI's taxonomy places the organism in Eukaryota, Viridiplantae, Streptophyta, Magnoliopsida, Fabales, Fabaceae. Gene Ontology annotation, molecular function: S-adenosylmethionine-dependent methyltransferase activity; O-methyltransferase activity. Gene Ontology annotation, biological process: methylation. The record is from RefSeq and is a predicted model, not a curated record.